Molecule: messenger RNA, 1378 nt
Organism: Eleginops maclovinus (Patagonian blennie)
Lineage: Eukaryota; Metazoa; Chordata; Actinopteri; Perciformes; Eleginopidae
Gene: mettl18
Product: methyltransferase 18, RPL3 N3-histidine
Exons: 2
Coding region: 143-1219 (358 amino acids)
Biological process (GO): peptidyl-histidine methylation, to form tele-methylhistidine
Molecular function (GO): protein-L-histidine N-tele-methyltransferase activity
Source: RefSeq, a predicted model, not a curated record
AGACUUCUGGGAUGUGUAGUUCUUUCACGCAGCUGGUCUGCUUGGAUACACUUGCUUGCCAUGUGGAGCCUGCAGCAGCGAGCGAGGAUACCAACUUUCCAGCCUCUAAACUAGAGCUAGCUGUGUUGUGUUGACAGUCAUAAUGUCAUUUUGUUUUAACUUUGAGGUUCCAGCACAAACAACCAGCCUGGACGGAGACGACGCAAAUAAAGUGCAAAAUGGAAAAAAAGAAACAGCUGCUAAAUCUACGGAGGAUGACAUCAAACCAGCCGAGCCUUUGAAAGAAGCAGAAGAGCACCUUCCACUGUCUGACCCACAGUUCAUCCUUAGGGAUGCAGUCACUGAGUCAGUCACCAUAGGAACACUCCCACCUCUUCACUUCCUCAACGAGACCGUUUUUGAAAAAACUGCCUCGGAGAGAGAGGACGGCGAGAAAAUCCUCUCUCGCACUGCGGAGCAGAGGUCUGAUCUUAUCUCUGGCGUUUACGAAGGAGGACUGAAGGUCUGGGAGUGCACUUACGACCUUCUGGAGCUGAUUGAGAAAGACGGAGAGACCUUCAGGGGGAAGGCGGUUUUGGAUUUGGGCUGCGGUGCAGGGCUGUUGGGGAUAUUGGCUCUGCAGAGAGGAGCAAGGCAGGUCCACUUCCAAGAUUAUAACAGUACAGUUAUUGAACAGCUCACUGUGCCAAAUGUGAUAAUAAACUGCCAAGAGGAGGAUGAAGUAGACAGUGACGAUGACAAAGAUGGGAGGGGCAAGGGCAAAAUGAAGGAGGAAGAUGGUUGCAAAAAGGAGGGGAAAGACAAAGAAGAGGAAAAAGAUGGCCAGCCACCACCUAAGAAAAAAGGCACAGACCUAUCCCAGCAUCCAUUUUUAGCCAAGUCUCGUUUUUUCUCCGGUGACUGGAAUACAUUUCUUGCUUUGGUUGAAAAGGAGGAGCCACAACCCAAAUAUGACCUUAUAUUCACCUCAGAGACUAUCUACAACUCUGCAUACUACCCAUCGUUACACAAGACCCUCCACAAACUGCUGGCACCAGAUGGAAUGGUGUACCUCGCCACCAAGUCCCAUUACUUUGGUGUGGGUGGUGGACUGCAUCUGUUUGAGACAUUUGUGGAGCAGAGGGGUAUUUUCUCUUUGGAUCACGUGUGGGAUGGAGAAGAAGGACUUCAGAGACAUGUAGUAGUCCUACGUUUUAAAAAGCAAAGGGCACUUGAAUAAGAAAAGCAGCCUUCAGGUGUCAAAUUCAGCUUUAUUAGUGUAGUAACUGUUAAAGAAGAACUGUUUAAUGCAAACACAAAUAACAGGAAGUUAUAUGUUAGAGAAACCAUUGUAAAACAUUGUAAAGCUGUAAUAAAAUCUGCUGUCUCAUUGCCUUUA